This is a messenger RNA of Heterobilharzia americana, 1085 nucleotides long. The record is from the annotation of a GenBank genome assembly. NCBI's taxonomy places the organism in Eukaryota, Metazoa, Platyhelminthes, Trematoda, Strigeidida, Schistosomatidae.
GUAACAAGUGAUUAACAUGCGUAUAACUAAAUUUCAUAUAAUGCCUAUCGUUAAGUCAGUUAGAUUGCGUCCAGCAUUUUGUUUACAUGGAUGAGGCUAGGCAGUAGUACUUAAUCUUUCCUUACCCCCCCCCCCCCCUCCGUCUAAUUACACACUACCACGCUGUCUAUCUCAUGUGUUUUAUUGUAUUAUAUGGCAUGAUAUUAUUGUGCCUAAAAUAAUAUAAAAGCGACUCAGGUAUCACAAUACGAUUAUUAAGUACCAGUUAAUUGUAAAUUUACUCAUCAAAAUGAAAUUUAUUCUUCCAUUAAGUUUGGUACUCCUUAUGGCUUUAGUCUACACUGAAGCAAGACCAGGAAAUGAUAAUGAAAUGCAAAAAUCUGCAAUUGAAGUUGGUCAGAAAUUAAAGGCAGUACUUAUUAAACUGUUUACAAAAGUUCGUCAACAAAUAAGGGACUAUUUUAGUCAAGAUGAUUUAGGUGAAAAGCUUAAAGACGUACUAAAUAUUCUCCUUCAACGUUUGAGUAGACGCCUAGACAACUAUACAUCAAAGAUGGAGUAAACUCAACUAACUAAAACAAUAAUUAAAUUAUCAACAUACAUAUGUAUGUUAGUUGAAAAUAAAACGAAUCAACAAUUCAUUUGUUGAUGAACUGAUAUUUUAUUGUAAUUAUUUAUAUUUUAAAUUGAAUUGUAAUCAGAUAUCUUCUUUUUCAAAGGACUGGAAAUUUUUUUUUUUCAUUAAAAAUGUUGUAAUAAAAUUACUGAAAAUCAUUUGAAAAUGAUAUUUUUAUUUUAAACAUGAAACUUAGAACUUUGGGUUAAUUUUUAGAAUUCAAGAUUGAUUGAAUUAUACAAAACAUUUUGCAUCUAAAGUUGAUUGAAUAUCAUACUUUCGAGAAAAAAAAUGAAUAAUUUAGUCAUUAAAACAUUUCAGAUAACUUAGUCCUGAAUACUAAUAAUGUUGAAUGACUGUAAAUGGAAAAAAAGUCAAAUUCAGGGAUAUAAUGAAACUGGUGGUUUUCUGAAGUGAAAUACAUUACUCAGUUAGUAAUAAUAAUAGUAAUAUCUGAUGAAUAUCUAUG